Messenger RNA from Paramecium octaurelia, 227 nucleotides. The record is from the annotation of a GenBank genome assembly. Lineage: Eukaryota; Ciliophora; Oligohymenophorea; Peniculida; Parameciidae.
AUGUUGGAAUUAUUAUUACAGGUUUACAUAAUUAGAUACUAUUUGCAUUUAGUUGAAAAUUGCAGUGUUGCACUUUCUUAAGUUUCAAGAGUUUAAGGAAGUUACAGAUAAUUAGAGGAUUAAAAGAUCUUGAAAAAUUUCACAUAUAAAGUACCAUUUGAUAAACGAAAUUAACAAAGCAAGUAAGUCUUUAAGAUCUAAUAAUUAGCUACUCUUAUUAAAACUGA